AUGGCGCCCUUAGAAGAUGAAAUCGAGCAGGCGCUCCUCGAUGCCACUUAUCAAGUCUAUCAAGCUACACCAGACGAAACUACUGUGAACAAGGUUCGCAAACAAACCGAGGAGAAUCUCAGCCUUGAUGACGGAUUUUUCUCAAGUGCGGAGUGGAAGCAAAAAAGCAAAAGUCUGAUCAAGGAGAGAGUGGAGAAACUUAUGGAUGGAUGGUUUCCAGACAGCAAUAGAAAUGCAGACUCAGAUGGAGAAGAUAAAACUGGCGUGAAGCGCUCCUCUCCCGAUGCUGAAUCUCCUGCGCCAAAGUCCAAGCGCCAGAAACGUGUCACGAAGCCCAGACCAAAACCAAAAUCAAAAAAGGCAAACAAGAAGGACGAGUCUGAUGUUGAAUCUGACCUUGAAUCUAAGCCCAGCGUAUCCAGCGAACUGAGCGAACUGAGCGAUCUCAGCGAGGAGGAGAAACCGCAGAAGAAGCGAAGGCGAGCGGCGCCAACGAAAACAGCACCAAAGAAAACGGAACCAAAGCACAAGUCUAAAGCCGUUGAGCUUGAAGAAGAGGAAGAAGAGGAAGUGAUGAAAUCUGAACAUGAAGUGUCAGGAGAUAAUGAUGAUGAGGCUGAAAAUAGAGACCUCGAAAGUGAAAAGGUAACAAGUUCAACAAAACCACAGAACUCAGAAGAUGGAGAGGAAGGCUCCAAAGAAGAUGAGAACAAGCCAGUCGUUGACGAGGAAGAAGAAUAUUCCGAUGUCAUCGAUGAGCCAGUAAAGCCGAAACGCAAGAGGAAGGAAAAGAAAGAGCCAGGCAGCAAGUCAGUAAAGGGUACCAAGGUUGCCGCAAAGAAAGUCACUACAUCUGACGACCCUAACACCGAGGAAAUUAAGCGACUGCAGGGCCAGCUUACGAAGUGUGGUGUUAGAAAGCUUUGGCACAACGAGCUGAAGAAAUACGGCGAUGAUGCCAAAGCAAAGAUUCGACACCUAAGGAAGAUGCUCACUGAUAUCGGAAUGGACGGCCGCUUCUCGGAAGCGAAGGCUCGCGAAAUCAAAGAGAGGCGAGAGCUUCUAGCCGAGGUUGAAUCUGCGCAGGAGAUGAGUGCUCUCUGGGGUAUAGAGGGGCGUGGUCGUGCAAGCCGCAGCAAGAGCAAGGGUGCCAAGGUCGUUGAAAGUGGCGGUAGUGGCGCCGAAGAAAACGAUGGCAACGAGAAUAAUGAUGACGAAGAGGACGAAGAAGAAACGUAUGCUGCGAGACGCAAGAGAGCAAGGGCGGAUUUGGCGUUCCUAGGCGACGAUGACAGUGAUUCUGAUUAA
Fusarium musae is the source of this 1308-nucleotide messenger RNA. RefSeq lists its product as uncharacterized. The record is from RefSeq and is a predicted model, not a curated record. Lineage: Eukaryota; Fungi; Ascomycota; Sordariomycetes; Hypocreales; Nectriaceae. The transcript is spliced from 2 exons. The coding region runs from base 1 to 1308 and encodes 435 amino acids. Gene Ontology annotation, cellular component: nucleus.